AUCACAAUAUACUAAAUUUUGGUCUACAAAACUAGCUACCUAGAGAUACAUCAGCAGCUUCAUAUCCAGAACAAUGGACAGAGUCCUUUUCACUCCAAAAGGAACUCAAUUCUUGCAAUAUGAUAGCAAUGAGCUUGAAUGCAACAUCAAUGGUCAUCAUCAAAUAGACAUGAUGAGCACAAAUCAAAGCAGCCUCACAUCCACAAGCCGCGCGUCAUCUGAUUCUGGAGAACCCAGUGGAGACACCAAAUGGGCAGCAAAGCUUCUGAAGGAAUGCGCGAAAGCGAUAUCUGAUAAGGAUUCAAGUAAGAUCCACCAUCUGUUAUGGAUGCUGAAUGAGCUUGCAUCCCCCUAUGGAGAUUGUGAUCAGAAAUUAGCUUCUUAUUUCCUGCAAGCUUUGUUCUGUAAGGCCACUGAGUCAGGUCAAAGAUGUUACAGAACCUUAGUUUCAGUGGCUGAAAAAAGUCAUUCUUUUGAUUCUGCCAGGAAGCUGAUAUUGAAGUUUCAGGAGGUGAGCCCUUGGACGACUUUUGGACACGUGGCGUCGAAUGGAGCCAUAUUGGAAGCUCUAGAAGGGGAGAGCAAGCUGCAUAUAGUUGACAUAAGUAACACACUUUGCACCCAAUGGCCUACUUUGUUGGAGGCCAUAGCUACCAGAAACGACGAGACGCCUCGUUUGAAGCUCACUGUGGUGGUGACUGAGAACAUGGUGAGGUCAGUGAUGAAGGAGAUAGCGCAGAGAAUGGAGAAGUUUGCAAGGCUUAUGGGAGUUCCGUUUGAAUUUAAUGUUGUCACGGGCCUCAACCGUUUAGGAGGGAUCACGAAAGAGGGCCUAGGAGUGCACGACGAUGAAGCUGUGGCCAUCAAUUGCAUGGGAGCGCUGAGAAGAGUUGAGGUAGACGAAAGAGGGGCCGUGAUCAAGAUGCUGAGAUCACUAAACCCUCGAGUAGUCACUGUUGUGGAAGAAGAGGCGGAUUUCUGUAGCCCAAGAAAUGAUUUUGUCAAGUGCUUUGACGAGAGCCUUAGGUUCUACACGUUAUACUUUGAGAUGCUGGAGGAGAGCUUUGUGCCCACGAGUAACGAAAGGUUGAUGCUGGAAAGAGAGUCUGCAAGAAGCAUGGUUAGGGUUCUGGCUUGCGAUGAAGAUCAGAAUACGGAUACUUGUGGUGGAGAUUGCGAGAGAAGGGAGAAAGGGAAGCAGUGGUCAGAGCGGCUCAAGGAGAACUUCAAUCAAUACUCAUUUAGCGAUGAUUGCAUAGAUGAUGUUAAAGCAUUGCUCAAGAGGUACAGACCUGGAUGGUCACUUGUUCAGCCACAAGAAAGUGACUUGGGACUCUACUUGACAUGGAAAGAAGAACCUAUGGUUUGGGCUUCCGCAUGGAAACCCUAACUAAAAUUGUUAUGGAUCCAUGAAAGGUAUUACAAGUGAUAAACAUAUAGAUAUAUAAAUUGCUUUGUUAGAGGCAAGCAAAUUAAGGUCAUGAUCAAUGAAAUUAGUUUCUUGAGACAAGCUAGUUUGAGGGGAAGUCCACAUAUGAUUAAUAUUGAGUUGCACCAGAAAAGUACCAUACUAUGUUAUUCCAUUUCAGUUUAGAUCUUGCUUACUUCUACCUUGUAUUCAGAGGCGGAUCCAGAAAAAGGCAAGACAUCGGGAACACGUGUCUUGUAUCAGACUAGCUACCACCAUUAGUCAAUCAUAAUACUCAGAUCAGAGAUUUUGUUACACAACCCAAAUUUCAGCUAAUCAGAUCAGAAAUUCUAUCAUGCAACCAAAUUUUAGCAAAUCAGAUAUGUUAUUCUGCCAAACUUGUUUGGUUUUCCUGUUCUUGGCCGUCUAGUAAUUUGUCAUUUGUAAAAAAUAAUAAAAUUAUUAGUAAAAUGAUUA
Daucus carota subsp. sativus is the source of this 1885-nucleotide messenger RNA. Its product is annotated as protein SHORT-ROOT. NCBI's taxonomy places the organism in Eukaryota, Viridiplantae, Streptophyta, Magnoliopsida, Apiales, Apiaceae. Gene Ontology annotation, molecular function: DNA-binding transcription factor activity; sequence-specific DNA binding. The record is from RefSeq and is a predicted model, not a curated record. The transcript has a single exon. Gene Ontology annotation, biological process: regulation of DNA-templated transcription. The coding region runs from base 74 to 1390 and encodes 438 amino acids. Gene Ontology annotation, cellular component: nucleus.